This is a messenger RNA of Oncorhynchus gorbuscha (pink salmon), 3794 nucleotides long. It is a transcript of the gene cacnb2b, whose product is annotated as calcium channel, voltage-dependent, beta 2b. The transcript is spliced from 14 exons. Gene Ontology annotation, cellular component: voltage-gated calcium channel complex. Gene Ontology annotation, biological process: calcium ion transmembrane transport; chemical synaptic transmission; neuromuscular junction development. Gene Ontology annotation, molecular function: high voltage-gated calcium channel activity; protein binding. NCBI's taxonomy places the organism in Eukaryota, Metazoa, Chordata, Actinopteri, Salmoniformes, Salmonidae. The record is from RefSeq and is a predicted model, not a curated record. Bases 238 to 1581 code for a protein of 447 amino acids.
UGAAUACUCAGCCAUGCUGCACUUCACCAGGGGUUUGGAUUCUGCCCUUGGUCAUACAAAGGGCUCUUCUCUCAGGAAUCUGUUAUGAAUGUUAUACUUCUAUCAAACAACAGUCUCUUUGGAUACAUUGCGCAACAGUAGUUUGUAAAGAAGGAGUUUGUUUUGUCAUAUAUGGGUCCUUGUUUGGACUAAAGCGAUCAGGGAAACCAACGGAUAUCUCACCCACAACAGACUAACAUGCCUCCAAAGAAAAAGACCCUGAGGGACGUAGAUGGUCAUGAGGAGCGGAAUGCUCAGGUCCAGUUGGAGAAGGCCAAGUACAAGCCUGUGGCAUUUGCUGUGCGGUGUAACUUCUAUUACAUACCAGCAGACGACGACAACAUCCCAGUACCAGGCCAGGCUGUCACCUUCGAGGCCAGAGACUUUCUACACGUCAAAGAGAAGUUUAAUAGUGACUGGUGGCUUGGGCGUCCGGUGAAAGAGGAUGGAGUGGUGGGGUUCAUACCCAGUCCAACCAACCUGGAGACCAUCCUGAUCAGGAGGGAUGUCCAGGCCAGGAAAGCUGCCAAAGCUCUGGCCAGUAAAGCAGCAGUUUCUCAAGACACAAAUAAAAAGUACACCCCGCCUUCAACUGUUGCUCAAGCUCAAAAGAAGUCGGGGGAGCAGGUGGCAGCCUAUGACGUGGUUCCUACCAUGCGGCCUGUGGUGCUGAUGGGGCCCUCACUGAAGGGCUUAGAGGUAACAGACAUGAUGCAGAAAGCACUCUUCGACUUUUUAAAACACAGAUUUGAAGGGAGAAUUACUAUAACUCGUGUGACUGCAGACAUCGCUCUAGCGAAGCGGUCCAUACUCAACAACCCCAACAAGAAAGCCCUGAUGGACCGCUCAAACACACGCUCUAACCUAGAUACUGCUGCCCAAAUCCAGGGGGAGGUGGAGCGGAUCUUUGAGCUAGCCCGGAGCCUACAACUGGUGGUUCUGGAUGCAGACACAGUGAACCACCCCAUCCAGCUGUCUAAAACAUCUCUGGCCCCCAUCCUGGUCUACAUCAAGGUCUCCUCCCCCAAGGUGUUAUCAAGGCUGAUCAAGACCAGGGGUAAGUCUCAGACCAAGCAUCUCAAUGUCCAGAUGGUGGCUGCAGACAAGCUGGCCCAGUGCCCAACGGAGAUGUAUGACGUAAUCUUGGAUGAGAACCAGCUGAGUGAUGCCUGUGAGCACAUAGCAGACUACCUAGAGGCCUACUGGAGGGCCACCCACCCCCCAGAAACAGAACCUGUUAACCCCUUAGUGGAGAAGCUGGCAGAGAACACUCUGGCUAUCAGCCCUGCUCCAAAGGAUGGAGAGGGAAUUAAUAACCCAUCUGCGAUGAAGAGGAAGGGUUCCCAUGACCACCAGGCUGACGAGCACACCCAGACAGCAGAGAGGAGAAAGAAACACCUCUCAGACCAUCACACACCCAUGACCACCCUACAAACCAACCUCCUAACCACCCUAACCACCACAACUGCAGGACAGAGCACCACACCCAGCCUCAGUAGAAAGAGAAUAUCUCCAGCCUGGACAAAGAUCACUGCCAGUUGAAGAGGAGCGGGAUUAGGAGCACUACAGCCCCAAGACAGUCUCACAGAGACCAUAACCACCAUCACCAUCACCAUCACCACACCCCCCCACCACCCAAACCUCCUCAGAGCCAACCACCAUCACCACACCAACCCCCCCACCACCACCACCCAAACCACCUCAGAACUAACCACCAUCACCACACAACGCCCCCACCACCACCCAAACCACCUCAGAACCAACCACCAUCACCACACCAACCCCAGACCCCCCCCCCUAUAAAUAUGGAAGGCACAGGGAUUACUAUGUCCACCAGUCGUGUUUGUGUUUCAUGUGUCUGGGUACAGUAGCUUAUGUUGCUCCUGCUCCUGCUCCUGCUCCUGUUGCUAUGCACUAACAGCAAGACAGAAACCUCUCAGUACACAAUAUCACCCUGGUAUUACCAAAAACCUAAUCAUCUCCCUGAUGCUAAACCAGGGGUGGGCAAACAUUUUGGCUCGAGGGCCACAUCACGAUUUAGAAAUUCAAUGGAGGGCAGCACAGAUUUAUUUUUUUACCGAUUUGUUCAUCAAAAUGAAUUUGUGGGCCAGAAAAAAUGCAGUUAUUUGAAAAUAUAUAGGUCCAUUAUAAUUUCUACAUAGUUUCAAUCUAGUUUUUGACAUUCAAGUGUAGUCUGGAUUGUUUUUCUAUAUGUUUAUUUUUAGCUCCCUUUUUCAUGAUUACGAUCUUGUCUCAUCGCUGCAACCCCCCAAUGUGCUCAGGAGAGGCGAAGGUCGAGUCAUGCGUCCUCCAAAACACGCUUCUUAACACCCGCUUGCUUAACCCGGAAGCCAGCUGCACCAAUGUGACGGAGGAAACACUGUUCAACUGAUGACAGAAGUAAGCCUGCAGGUGACCAGCCCACCACAGAGAGUCACUUGAGCGCAAUGAGCCCCAGGCUGAAGUGACACAGCAACACUGUGAUGCAUUGCCUUAGAUCUCUGCACCACUCUGGAGGUCCUGGACUGGUUUUCUAUUCCAAAAUAAUAAUUUCACACAAACCCUAGCUGGCUGCAUUUAAUCUGCCGGCAGGCCAGACGUGGAGCGAGGGCCAUAGUUUGCCCGCCCCAGCCCUAAACCGUAACCCUAACCUUAACCCUACUGAAAUUGUUCAUAUAGAACUGAUCUUGUUCAUGAUUUAAUUGAUAUGAUUAUCUCUUUAAUUAUAAAGGAACAAUGCUAUUUCAUACCCCCUCCAUUCUGAAAAGGCACUGAACAUAACUUUACCAUUAAAAUAUUUAAAAUAUAGUCUUCUUCAUACCUUUAUAAUGAAGAGUUGUAGCAUUCUGACUUGGUAAUUAGCUUUGACUACUGGAUCAGUUCUAGAGCUUUGACUACUGGAUCAGUUCUAGAGCUUUGACUACUGAAUCAGUUCCAGAGCUUUGACUACUGGAUCAAUUCUAGAGCUUUGUCAUACAAUAUAGUUUGAAUACACUUUCUAUGCAUUUGCAAACAUUUAAUUAAUGCCCUUGCAGAUGUGAUGAGAAGAGAGUAGGCCUGUUCCAACAUUAAAUAUGUGUUUAUUUUAUUAUCAAUUUCCUAGCCAGCAGCAUACCACCCUGCAUCUCACUGCUGGUGAGCCUCUGAGUCUAAGCAGAGUUGAUCCUGGUCAGUCCCUGGAGGGAAGACCAGAUGUUGCCUGAAGUGGUGUUGGAGAGCCAGUAGGAGGUACUCUUUCCUCUGUUUAAAAAAUAAUAAAAAAAAUCAAAUUCCCCAGGGCAGUGAUGUUGUCCUGUGUAGGGUGCUGUUUUUCAGAUGGGAUGUUAAACAUGUUUCCUUACUCUCUGUGGUACCCAAAGAUCCCAUAGCACUUAUAGUAAGAGUAGGGGUGUUAACCCUGGUGUCUGCUCUCAUACCAUCAUGGCCACCUAAACAUCUCCAGCUUACAAUUGGCUCAUUUGUCCCUCUCUUCUCCCCUGUAACUAUUCCCCAGGUUGGUGCUGUAAAUGAUCAUGUGUUCUUAGUCAACUUACCUAAUAAAAAUAAAAUGCUUAUUUACCAACCUGAAUGUGUGAUUAUUGCUUUAACAUUGAAAUCGCACUACAGCAUGGAUCAUCAGCGCUACAGAUCUAGCCCGAAGUCUAACCCGAACUCUGACCCUGACUCUGACCCUGAUGAACUCAAAUCAGUUCUAUAUCUUCUUGCCUAGUGUAAUGCAAUCAAUUGAAAUACAUUGUUGCUCAGAUCGACUACCU